Rhipicephalus sanguineus (brown dog tick) is the source of this 1776-nucleotide messenger RNA. RefSeq lists its product as uncharacterized. Gene Ontology annotation, biological process: regulation of actin filament polymerization; negative regulation of apoptotic process. Gene Ontology annotation, cellular component: clathrin-coated vesicle; sarcoplasmic reticulum; apical plasma membrane. The coding region runs from base 91 to 789 and encodes 232 amino acids. NCBI's taxonomy places the organism in Eukaryota, Metazoa, Arthropoda, Arachnida, Ixodida, Ixodidae. The transcript has 6 exons. The record is from RefSeq and is a predicted model, not a curated record.
UUGCUAUAAAUUUCUGUGCGCAGUUUCGGUGAACCUACGCACCCUGACGAUGGUGGUUUCGGAAGAGAUGACAACCCAUACGAAGGAUCGAUGUUUGGCGACCCGUGGGAUAUGUUCCGACACCUUGACAGCGUCUUCCGCAACUUCGGGCUGACCGAGUUCCCGCCUUUCCCUCACGGGAGCGACGUACCCGCUAUAGAAGGACCAGGCCCCAGUGAGCCGGGUCACUUGCGUGAUCACAUGCUGAAGGUUCCAGACUACCGUGAGCCGUUCCUGAAUGCUCCGGAUAUGUUUCCGCACAUGCCACCUGGACCUGCCCAGCCAGAGGAAGUUCCAUACAGGGACAUGGAUCUGGACGAGCACGUGGCUAGGAGCGGCCUGGACAGCCUAUUGGCCCCAGUUCCGUUUGAGGCACCUCAGCAGCCUCAUCAGCCUCAUCAGGCCCCUGCUUGGGGAGGCAGCAGUUCACUGCGCACCUUCUCUUCGCACAAUGGGAAAAUUCAAGAACGCACAGUUGUCAGGGAUGCCCAAGGCAAUGAAGAAGUUACAGAGCGCAGGAGCCUGGGUGACCAAUCCAUGACUGUUCGUACAAUCAGGAGACCAGAUGGAGUGACGGAAACUCAGGAACAGUACGUAAACAUGGAUGAAGGCGAUAAGGCAGCAUUUGAGCAGAUGUGGCAGAGUUCAGCUGCUGGUCCUUCAGCUGCAAGUCCCUCUGACCACAGUAUAACCGAUUCGGCCAUCUUCCGCCGACUCUUUGGCCUCCUUCCUUCGAACAGGCCGCAAUAAACAGUGGUUUUACAUGUCUGCAUGGAAGCACUACAUGCCCGAUGGACAAAGCAUGUGUAAUAAUACAAGUUAGAUAUUAGGUACGACCAAGAGUUGCUGCAGAGGUACCAACUUGUGAUGCUGCUAUUAAUAAAGAAACAUAAUUUGAUGCACGGUUGAUGCAAAAGCACCCUGAGGAUGCACUAUUGCUGAACAAGUAAAACAAGGCUUGUAUGGUUUUUGUGAACCCAGUUUUGCUGGACAGCAUUGUCAAAUUCUGUUCCAAUUUCCUGUUUGCUUGCUCUUCGAAUCUUGGGACGAUGUAACGUGAACCAAGUUCUCUGACUUUGAGGCCAUAAAGUGACCAUAUUGUAAGGUUGAAAAACUGUAGUAUUCACAUUUUCAUAUUGUCAGUUGUUACCAUGCCUUAAACUCUAUUGCGAGCUUUUGUAAUGACGAGAAUUUUGUUUGUCGCUUGUUACCGUGCUUUAAGCGUUACUGUGUUGCUAGGUUUCGCAAUGAAGAGAACUUUGUGCUCGUGUAUACUAGUCACAAUGGCUACUAUUUUUCCUCUGUGCAAAAACUGACGCAUGUUGUUUUUUGUUUGCUUCCUUUACCUGUAGCUUGUGGGUUACUGUACAUCCAGCUUAACUAACGUAAAGAACUGUGAUACCUAUAACUAUGCAGUGUAUUAUGAUGAAUUGCUUGUGUUUUUUCGAAAGACUUCAAAGGCAUGUUACAAUAUAGUCUUGUCACACUAGUGCCUUUCCUUUUUAUUAACACUUUACGGAUCUUGGGAGAAGUUACUGCGCCAACUUUUAUUUUAUUGUAGCUGCACUACUUCAUUGUUGCUUGCAUUUUAUAUUUAUUUGCUUGAUGCUUACCUAAUUUGUCUUUUAGGGGUCUGGUAUUGGUGAUGGCACUGCUGUUCUGCUGUUUCUAUGUAGUUUUUCUGUUUCAACGUGUACCCUUGUUUUAUGUGCUAAUAAAAAGUGUAUUUACUCUGUU